AUGUGUGUUUCGUCAACGUGUGAAGACAGUUAUAAUAUGGAACGGAUUAAAAACAUAAGCAUAAUCAUGGACAAUUCGAAUGAUGAUGAAAUCUUAGUACCAGUAUGGAAUGAUGAAAUGGCCUUACUUGGAAUUUUGGCGAACGAUUCAGCCACACUUGAAUAUGAAAUAACUCCAGUAUAUGAAGAAUUUUGGCAAAUAUUGCAGAACAUGUUGCUAAUUAUAGAGUCAAUAAUGCCCGUUAUAUUUUUCAUUGCGAUUGCACGCAUCAUGGGUCAAAAAACAAUGCAUACAAUUCCGGCUGAUACAGUGCUGAGAUAUCUUCUUGAGGUUGUAAUUAUCAUUUCGCCGACAGUGUUAUUUGUAAUUAUACUACAUAAAUACAUUUAUGCUGUAAAUAUCGUUUUCGCUAUUUCCAUGAUAUUCGCAUUGUUUAAGAUUUACAAAACAAAGGCACAAAAACGGUGGUACAUUACGGGUGGUCGGCGCCCAUUCGUACUGACCUUAGUUCGGGUAACAAUCUACGUGAUUACAUCAGUUUGCAUACUUUCUGAGGACUUUGAAUUUUUCCCAAGCGUUUUUGAAUUGACAUAUGGAUUUGGUGUCGGCUUAAAGGAUGCACUUGUGGGAUUUUACGUUUUUUCAAUGGCUAGUGUUGAGCGAAAUAAGAACAAAUGGCAUGGUGUUAGACGGACUGUGAUCCCGCUGCUUCUAAUGGCGCUGGUGCGUUUGGUCAGUAUAACAUAUUUUAGAUAUAUUCAGGAUGAAAAUGAAUAUGGUAUACAUUGGAAUGUAUUCGUCACGUUGGCCGUAACAAAAUGUGUUGGUACUCUCUAUUGUUACUUGUUUAAUUCACGCAUGCAUCAGCUCAUUUCUGGAGUGGCACUCGUGAUUCUGCAUCAACUCGCUCUAAGGGUUUACUUCACUAAAAUGAUUAUGAAUCCACAUUAUCCACGCGACAAUCUAUUCAGUGCGAACCGUGAGGGUUUUUUAUCACUUUCCGGUUUUAUAGGACUUUACUUGAUCUCCGUCUACAUUGGUCGCUGUCUUCGUAAACAGCUUUUAAUUUUAAGCUACGCUCAUAUUAUACACAAAAUAAAAAUAGUUGGAUUGACCGCUCUGGCACUUUGGAUGUUAACGAUUAGCUGUGCUUUUACAGUGUCCAUUUCGCGUGUUACAUGUAAUUUGGGAUAUGUCGUAUGGAUAUUAGCAAUGUCACUAACAUUUACCUUCGUAUUUAUGGUUGUAUUUCAUUUGGUUAUAAAUACAUUGUGGUUUAUAGAUGAAAAUUAUACCUACAGUGAGAUAUAUUAUGGCUCAAUAUUGCACGCUGCUGAUAUACCAUCAUAUAGAGACACCUUGCCUGUGCUUGUGGAGGCAAUAAACAAGAAUGGAUUUUUAUUUUUCAUAUUAACUAUUUUCAUGGCACGCCUCAAUGCGUUUGCAGAUCCACCGGGACAGGAUAGAAAGUACGCUUUCUUAAUAAUAUUCAAUGCAAUGAUUUUUGCAACUGGUAUAGUUUCCCUGAUACAUCACUUCAAAUUUCGUAUAGCAUUUUAAAAGUUAAUUUAUGUAUGUGAAAUGUAAUGUAUGUAUGUGUUAUGAUAUCAAAAUAUUUCAUUUCCUCGUAUGAAAAGAUAAAUAUUUUGAUAUUAGUAUACUAAAUUUAGCAUAUAGUUAAUCGACAUAAUCUACUAUAUGUAUAUAAGAAUAAUUCGAUGUAAAGACAUUUUGUUAAAAUUAUAUUAGUCUUAUGAUUAAUAAUUUUUAGCGUAAUUUUGUUUGCUACUCACAUUUAAUGCACAUUCGAAUUAUUUACUGCCAUUUUGCAUACUCCUAGAAUUACACAUUUGCACUAUUUUAAACAGAAUAACUGUAACAUUUUAAAAAUAUUUUACUUUGUUUAAAAUUUUAAUAAAACCAGAUGACACUUCCUUA
This is a messenger RNA of Zeugodacus cucurbitae (melon fly), 1938 nucleotides long. RefSeq lists its product as uncharacterized. Gene Ontology annotation, cellular component: membrane; endoplasmic reticulum. The transcript is spliced from 2 exons. Lineage: Eukaryota; Metazoa; Arthropoda; Insecta; Diptera; Tephritidae. The record is from RefSeq and is a predicted model, not a curated record. Gene Ontology annotation, molecular function: glucosaminyl-phosphatidylinositol O-acyltransferase activity. Gene Ontology annotation, biological process: GPI anchor biosynthetic process; protein localization to plasma membrane. Bases 1 to 1560 code for a protein of 519 amino acids.